This is a messenger RNA of Galdieria sulphuraria, 2102 nucleotides long. RefSeq lists its product as uncharacterized. Bases 30 to 2066 code for a protein of 678 amino acids. The transcript has a single exon. The record is from RefSeq and is a predicted model, not a curated record. Lineage: Eukaryota; Rhodophyta; Bangiophyceae; Galdieriales; Galdieriaceae.
CCACGUCUGAAUCAUCAUUUUCUAUUUGAAUGUUUCGAAGAAAUAGUACUAAUGAUGUGUCUACAAAAAGUCAAAAAAACAAACCUUCGAACAAGGCAAUGGGAGCCAUUUCUAGACUUGCGAAACGUUUCCAACGGAAGAAACAAGAGGAUGGCGUCAUUUCCGUAUUAGUGACUACUCAACAAAGAAACGGUGAAGACGACGCAGUAGCAACCAACUUGGUUAACGAAAACGGUAGAGUAGUAUCGCAUACCAAUAGUGAAGGUCAAAGAAAAAGAGACACAGAGUUGGAAGAGAAGAAACAACAAGAAAGGGCAUUUAGUGAAGGAAUAGAAAGAGCACCAUGUUUCGAAGAAACACAAGACAGUUUACUCAAGCAUGAUAGACAAAAAGACGAUAAUGGAGGUCAAUCCUUCACAUUCGCUCAACCACAGUUAAAUGAAAGUAUGUGUGCAGACGAAAUAUUAUGUGAAAAUCAACAAAAACGGAAUAUUGGAAAUGAUUCUGCAGUUACCCAAAUUCAUACAAAUAGUUUUCAUAAUACAGAGAACGCUCAAACUGUGGAACAAGCAUUUUCCGACAGCAAUAUCAGUCAAAUAACAAACCCGAGUUCACAAUUCGCAAAGACCGUCGACAACAGCUCCAAUGAACAUACCAAUUCUAGUGGACGCUUUCCAGAAUGUCCAGAUAGCAAUCAUUUCUGUGAGAAAAAGUCCAAAAGAAGAAGUAGAACACCAGAUUUGCAAGCCGAUAAGAAUAGCGAAAAGGAUCAUGUGACGAAGAAAGAAAGUCAAACAACAGAAUUGACCAAAAGAAAAAGUAAAAAUUCGGUAGAAGCUCCUGCUAGUCCUAUUUCAUUCACUCGAUAUCCAUGGGAAGAACCUGGUUAUUCUGAAGGCUCUGGCAUAUCACAAACAAUAUCUGAAUCCGAAUUGACAAAAGAGACCUCAGAAUGGUUAACAAUUUUAGCAACCCUUGAAAGCGAAUGGACUCACAGAGUUGCUGCUUUGAAAAGAAUCAGGUUAACCCUCACUGUUGCAUUGAAUAACAAUUGUCAGAACGUGAUCGAAAUCUUUUCGGCUGCGUCUCUCAGAAAUGCCUUGAUCAUUCAGACAACAGAUCUCCGUUCCAGCUUAGUAAAAGAAGCAUUUGAAACCAUCGCAACAAUCUGUGAAAAACUUGGCAACUUGAGAGAUUUCUUCUUGACCAGUGCAUUAUUUCUAGACAAAGCUGUCUUGUUGGCAAUUGUCAAGACGACAAAGGUCAUUGCGAAACCAGCUGAAGAAUGUGGUAAGAGAAUCGUUGCUAGUACUGCUGCAGAGGCGGUAUUACCUGUAUUAUGCUCUACAAUUCGUUUUGGAGUGCAUCCUACAGCACGUGAGAAAUGUACCCUUUUUCUUUUGCACAUUUUGAAAAGAGGUUGUCCCCUUGUGAGACAUACUCAAGACAUUUCCAAUCUUGUAGCAAAGAAUUACGCACAUGAGACAAGUCCAAAGGAAAUUCGAGGUUUGCAAUACAGUAUUUCGGAAUUUACGAGUGAAGAUUCUGGGUUAAGAAGUUUGGAGAGUGCACUGGCUUCUGCAAUUGGCGACUCUCAUGGAAGUACACGGGAAGCCGGUCUCAAUUGUUUACAUGAGAUGGAAAAACAUUGGCCAGAAAGAACACAAGGACUCAUUCAAGCCUUGGAUCCUUCAUUACGACGCAGAGCACUUUCAUCUCUAUCUUCCAAUUCUAGUCAAAGUACCAAGUCAAGUGCGGCUAGUUCGAAUAGAGCUAGAAAAUCUGUAAGGGAAUGGAAAGCAGAGGCACAAAAAACAAGGAAAAAUCUUGAAAAUGCAAGCGUCUUUUCAGAAGAACACGUCGUCAUAGCGGAAGACUCCAUUGCCGAUAAUGCAGAAAGAACAAUCACGACAGGACAGGAGUCUCACACCAUUCCUAAGCACACUCUGUCGGAUACCAUUGACAUUGCUUCUGGAAUAGAGCACCGUUCUUCCAAAAAGACUGAAACGAGGAAUAGCAUAGAUACCAACAAGGUCCGAAAUAGUGACUCUCUACGAGUGAGAUAAUACUCACUUAGUAUUCAUAAAAAAAAUUGAACUGUG